UCAAGCUACUUGAAUUUCAUCUCAGUGGCAUUCGCACCCAAGAGACAGAGAGUCUCACGGCCUCUGCCGUGACGAACGCGAUAGUUCGAGAAUUGUGGAUCAAAUUCGAUUCCCACGGGAUUAGUGGCAGCAGAAUGAGGACCAAUCAUGAGUGGAUGAUUGGGAGAGGAACUUCUCUUUGGGCCAUGCGAUUUUCACUCUUGCUAUUUGUUUUGAUUCUGGGCAGUGUGGAGUUCAUCGCUGUUUCAGGAAGUGCUUUGCCGGCGAGCCAGAACAGAAAGCUCCUCCAAAUGUUGGAGUCGCCAAGUCUGCCGCCGAUUACUCUUCCGACUAACUCCCACAGGAAGUCCCCGCCACCUCCUCCUAAAGGCAAGUCCCCUCCCCCUCCUCGAGAUGAAGAUAAGUCACCUCCUCCACCGAAGGGCAAGUCUCCUCCUCCUCCACCUCCUCCUCGGGGUGAAGAUAAGUCACCUCCUCCUCCUCCUCGUGGUGAGGGUAAGUCACCUCCGCCACCUCCCCGAGGUGAAGUUAAGUCACCUCCUCCUCCUGAAGGAAAGUCCCCUCCCCCUCCUCGGGGUGAAGAUAAGUCUCCUCCUCCACCGAAGGACAAGUCUCCUCCACCUCCUCCUCUAGUGAAGUCAUCCCCACCACCACCAAGAGACCCGUCCCCUCCCCCUCCUCGAGGUGAAGGCAAAUCACCUCCUCCACCGAAGGACAAGUCUCCUCCACCUCCUUCUCUAGUGAAGUCACCCCCACCACCCCCAAGAGACCCGUCCCCUCCCCCUCCUCGAGGUGAAGGCAAGUCACCUCCUCCACCUCAGGUCAAGUCUCCUCCACCUCCUCCUCGAGGGGAAGAUAAGUCUCCUCCUCCACCUCCUCGAAAUGAAGUUAAGUCACCUCCUCCUCCCAAAGGGAAGUCCCCUCCCCCUCCUCGAGGUGAAGAUAAGUCCCCUCCCCCGCCCAAAGGGAAGUCUCCGCCGCCACCAAAAGAAGACGAGGACGACGACGAGGACGACAAGGACGACGAUUGAUCUGGGCCAACAUGCAGACCUCGGAUCUGUUUUACAGAUUCUGUUAAAAUAAAUUUGAUGACGCGUUCUUCAAAGCGGGAGGAGUUUAUCGUAUAAGAAAACCAUCGCUUCAAAGCUGCUUCGGCUGCGGUAAAUAAUCGAUCUCGAUCCCGGUCACCAUUGUCUCGGGCAAGACCGUCUCCGUCUCGUGGACCAUUUGGACUUUGAAUUCGUUCCAGUUAGGCACAUACGACCUACCUUUUUACGAGCGGGGAGAGUACGAAGUCCUAGCAUCUCCAAUAAGUGGAAAACAUUAGAAUUGUAGAUCCUGAUCCAUUAAACAACAACAAAAGGUGCAAUUUGAGCACAUGUUAUUUCUCUCUCUGAAAUUAUUCUGCGUGGGCAAGGCAUUUUAUAUCAAGGUAACGAGUAUAUGAGUGAC
Marchantia polymorpha subsp. ruderalis is the source of this 1452-nucleotide messenger RNA. The record is from the annotation of a GenBank genome assembly. NCBI's taxonomy places the organism in Eukaryota, Viridiplantae, Streptophyta, Marchantiopsida, Marchantiales, Marchantiaceae.